Pistacia vera is the source of this 2238-nucleotide messenger RNA. Its product is annotated as AT-rich interactive domain-containing protein 5-like. Gene Ontology annotation, molecular function: DNA binding. Gene Ontology annotation, cellular component: nucleus. Gene Ontology annotation, biological process: regulation of transcription by RNA polymerase II. The record is from RefSeq and is a predicted model, not a curated record. The coding region runs from base 226 to 1782 and encodes 518 amino acids. The transcript is spliced from 13 exons. NCBI's taxonomy places the organism in Eukaryota, Viridiplantae, Streptophyta, Magnoliopsida, Sapindales, Anacardiaceae.
GACACACGUGAGAAAGAUGAAAAAGAUAAAUAGAGGCGUGACAAUUUAGCUCUGCUCUCUGUCUUCUCUCUUCUCUGCAAACAAACAUUGCCACGCUCUCACUUGUUUCUGCAACUCCUCAACAAAACAGAAAAACAAACAGCGUUAGGGUUUUAAACUAAUCUCAACUUAAUUUAAACGGCUGCCUUCUGUUUCAGCUCAACCUAAGAAGUUUUGUUUUUUAAGAUGAGUGAUAGUGAGAUGGGUGGUGUCAAAGAAGAAAAGGGAAAAGAAGAUAAAGACCAUCAACUUGAAGCCAAAGACCCACCUUCUUCUCAACCAGAAAAUCCAGACUCUAUUGAGAAUGUUGAGGAUAGUGAUGUCAAAAGUGUUGGAUUAGCCACUGAUGAUAACCCUGCUUCCGUUGAUGACCAAACGCUUACUGAUGUUCAACCUUUUGACAAUGUGGAUGGAUUACAUGGCAAAGAUGAAGAUGCCAAAAUGGAGUCUGUGGAUAAAAAUGACAAGGCUGAUGAAUCAGUUGUUGAUAAUAAAGAUUUGGUUGAACCUGCUGCUGCUGCUAAAGCGGAGAAUGAUGUUGCAGCUGUUGAUGAAACUGCUAAUGAACUUUCUCAUAGCAAAGACGAUGGCGGUCAUGAGCCUCCAUCAAAUCAGCUAGAUUGUGUUGCAUCGGAUGUGAGGUAUUCAGAGAUAAAAGCUGAAAAUGAUGAGAAGGACCUGGAAUUGAAUGGAGUGGCUGAAAUGGAGUUGUCUCCGAGCAGUGAAGUUAAGGAGCCAAAUCCUCAUGUUGAUGUUGGGUGUGAAGUUGGUAUGAAAAGCUCAAACCUUUCCUUUCUUUAUGAACCUCCAGUUGCCGAGGGUGAUGAAUCAGGAACGGAGGAGGAGCAAGCAGCAUUUGUGAAGGAGGUAGAAAAUUUCUAUAAAGAGAGAAGCCUAGAAUUUAAGCACCCGAAGUUCUACAAAGAGGACCUGAAUUUGCUCAAGUUAUGGAGAGCUGUGAUCAAACUCGGUGGUUAUGAAGAGGUCACUUCAUGCAAGUUGUGGAGGCAAGUGGGAGAGUCAUUCAAUCCCCCAAAGACAUGCACCACUGUCUCCUGGACAUUCCGAAUAUUUUAUGAGAAGGCUCUACUCGAAUAUGAGAGGCAAAGAUUGCAAGAUGGUGAGCAUUCUUACCGUGAUGUUUCCCUUACAGAGCCCAGUAGGAUUGAGAGUCAGGCGGUUAGCUGUCAAGCUUUAGGAUCAGGCAGGGCUCGGAGGGAUGCUGCAGCUCGUGCUAUGCAGGGUUGGCAUUCUAAGCGUCUUCUUGGUAGUGGUGAGGUUUGUCAGCCAAUCAUCAAGGAAAAGAACUCAAGUUCUACGCCAAAGAGUGAUAGACAGAUUAAAAAUAUAGGUAUACUGAAGCGUAAAAAGCCGUCUAGUGUUGAGCGUACCGUUCAAGUUUCUACUAUGAAAGGAGCAAAUUCACAAUCGGAUACGAUGGUAAUUGAUAUUGGACCUCCUGCUGAUUGGGUGAAGAUUAAUGUACAAAAAACUAGUGAUUGCUUUGAAGUAUAUGCUUUAGUUCCUGGGCUUCUACGAGAGGAGGUGCAUGUUCAGUCUGAUCCAGCAGGACGCUUGGUUAUAUCUGGUCAGCCAGAGCAACUGGAUAAUCCCUGGGGUGUGACACCCUUUAAGAAGGUUGUUAGCUUACCUUCCAGAAUUGAUCCACAUCAAACAUCUGCAGUGGUUACUCUGCAUGGCCAGUUGUUUGUGCGUGUCCCAUUUGAGCAGUCAGAUCUGUAGAUUGUGGAAAUUGUUGUCCCUUUCCCCACAUACAAGGAUUUAUCCUUCAGCUUGGCUCCAAGAAGAUGAAACAAGCUAACAUCAAAUUAUCAAGUCUGAUUUUGCGGUGAAAGAAUACUUAACUAGGCAACAAUGGUGGUUGAAGGUCAAGCUUAUUUAAUGAAUGCUUCUAGUUAUGUUUAUAGUUGAGUAUCAUAGUUGGAUAGGUAUGGAAGAUUAUGGUUUUCCUUUUUCAAUGGAGAGAGGUAAAUAUGUAGAACACUGUAUCUUUUACCUUUCGGGAGGUAGUCUAUAUCUAUUCACUGCAAAUUCCUUCUUUCUAUUGCAUUUAGGCUUCUGUAUGUCAGUAACAUAAGUUUGAAAUAAACAAGUAACUUAUAUUUUAGAACACCUGUAUCACUCAUGUUGCAACUUCCUUCUUUCUAGUUGUUUGUUAAAUGUAUUUUCCUUUGUAUA